CCUCAUUGGGGGAAAAGUUUAAUGAGACAGAAGUAGGAAAAAAAGUGAGCCUCACAGUCAGGGAAGCUUCUGAGAAGUCACAAGGUUGGGGAAGAAGCGCAGGGAAGUCAGAGAUUUGCUGGGAAGGCAAAACCAAAUGCAAAAAUAAACCCCCACCCUUUUCUUACUUUCACUUUCUGAGCGUCGCUGCAUUAGGAGCAGCUUUGAACAGAAGCAAAUGGAGCCACUCUCCAGAAACAAUGCAUUGGGAGCUUGGAUUACAGGCAGGCAGGAGCCAAUCCAGUGUCAAGAAAGUAAACAUUGAGGGGUAUCUGGCAACUGAAGAUAAACAACCUUCGCAGACUUAGUGGAGCUGCAAGGAUUUAGACUCCUCUUGAAGCACUGUCUUAAGAUCAUGGGCUGGACUCGCCAAGAAGGACUGCAGAGAAACAUUGCAUUGGAUAUGGCUGCAACAAAGUCUCUUUCCUCUCUUCUCUUUCGGCAGAUUUUUACUAGCAUAAUCUUUGCCACACUUCUGUUCUGCUCGAAUGCAUGCCGUGAGGAGGAAUAUGAAAUUAACGGGGAAUGUUGUCCUAAGUGCGGUCCAGGCUCCAGAGUCUUCAAACAUUGCACUUCCUCUUCCAGUACAAGCUGUAUCUCCUGUAUAAAAGGGACUUACACAGAGCAUCCACAUGGUCUAACAUAUUGUUUGUCCUGUCAAAUCUGUGAUUCAGGGUCCAACCUGAUGAUUAAAAGAAGAUGCACUUAUACCGAGAACGCAGUGUGUUCCUGUGCGCCGGGUUAUUACUGCACACACUUUGCUGGUGAAGACUGUGACUCGUGUCAAGAACACACUGUGGCCCAACCUGGUUAUAUGGUGACACAGCCUGGCACAGAAACCACUGACACCCAGUAUGUCCCCUGCCCAGCUGGCACCUUUUCAACAGAAGAAAUGUCCCCCUCUUGCAAACCGUGGACCAACUGCACCAAAUCAGGCGAAACAGAGGAAAAAGCUGGGAAUGCAACCUCUGAUGCAAUUUGCAGAAAAACACCUCCAAAUGGUGACAAUAACAGCCACAAUCUCACAAUGCCAAUUGUCAUCGUUGCUAGUCUCGUCGUUCUACCACUUCUUGUCCUAUUCGGUUUCUUCUGCUGGAGAAGAAAGAGGAAGACUGAAAAACCAAAUGCUGCUAGGCAAGAGGAAGUCCCAGAGUACCAGUGUGUUCCAGUGGCCGAGACCAAUUUGAUGACACCUAUCCAGGAGACAACUCAAAUCAGCAGCAAGCCCGCAUUUCAAUGUGGUUAACCCCAAAACUUGGCAGUUUUGGGGGAGGAUGUUGAUACUAUCUACAGAGAGAAGCACAGCCGUAUCAUCUGUCUUCACUGUCUACUGGAAAAAAGACACUUUCCUCUGAGUCAUCUUCCAAGCUUCAGAGCAUCAUCGAAGAUGUGUUUAUUUUCUGGGCGACUAAACAGAAACGUGAGAAGGCUGCCAGUAGAAGUGUGACCAGGCUCAAAAUUCCAGGCAUGAUAAUCAAAAUGGGAACCUACCAAGCUGGAGAAAUCAUGUCAUGUUUUUAUAUUAUGGUCUAGUUGGACCUUGGUGCUGUGGUGGGAAGAGGUACAGAAAGUCUUGGUGUGUGGUCUAUAACUGUUCUUGGAAGAAUGGACUUCUCUGGUGAAACCGCGGAGCUUCUCUGGCUCAGGAAGUACACUACAAUGAGAACAGAAAAAUAUAAUCCAAAUGGGACUCUGUUUUGUAACCAUAUAAUAAGGCAUUAGAUGGUGUAUGGUCAUUUCUUUUGAGGGAUUCUACACCUCCAAAAACAGUCCCUACAAGAUGGUACAGGGAUAGGGUUGACCCCCUAGAAAUGGAAACCAUCUCAGAGCUCACCCAGAAAGGGUACCCUCAAAAAUUCCUUGAAAACUCGCUAUAUGCACUUUUGAAUUCCUGUGGAUGUCUAAAUUCAACAAAUACCAUAUCAGAGCCUGUGACAAUCCACAACACUGAAUGCAAGAAUUUGAUGUUGUUAGAAUGAUAUCAGCUCACUGUGUGAGAUCUGGCUCCAGCGCACAGCUUGGAGUCAACUUCAAGCCCCUCCAAGGAGCCACAUGACCAUUAAACAUGUGGUCCUGGUUGCCAGGCGACCGAGAAACAGGAAGGAGCAGGCUGCAUGGUUGGUAGCAUUAGGAGAGUCAUGGGCCAUUUCCUUGGGGAUAAUUCUGGGAUCCCUUGGAAUUUCAGCUCAUUUCCAGACCACAGAAAUCAAAUCCCCUUGAGAAAAUGGAUGAUUUUCAGUAUGGACUUGAUGGCAUUGAGGUCCUUGUCCUCCCCAAACUCCAUCCCCAAAUCUCCUGCAGUUUUCCAACCUGGAUCUGGCAACUUUACUAACCCAUUCCCUGCCAGAAACCAGAGGGGACCAGGCAGCCCUAGAUGGAAAUGCCGAGUGGGGCACGCCAAGACUUGGAUGCCUUUUGAAGGGAGGGAAAGAAUACGGAGCAAUAUUACAUCUGUAGCAGGUGGAUUCUACAUCUCUUCUGCAGUCUGAUCCACUGAGGGGAUCACUGGUGUCAGUCUAAGGAGCAGUCACUACCUUAAGGGGUCUGUCUCCUGGAACACCCGGUGCAACUUCAUUCAUGCAAACACUGGAAUUAGCUGGCAGUUGUGGGUUUUCCAGGCUGUGUGGCCGUGGUCUGGUAUCUUUUGCUUCUAACAUUUGGCCCACAUCUAUGGACGGCAUUUUCAGAGGCAUGCCCCCAGCCUCUUUCCUGGCACUUUGUGGUCUGGGGUGGUGUGCAAACAGCCUCUCCCCCUCCCCCAGUGGAGGAUUUGUUUUGGGCUUAUUCAAUGAAACAAUGCUUUAUUGAUCUGUUGGUUUGAUGCUCUGUAGAUCUGUUUAAUUAAUUUGAUGCUCUGUGGAUUUGCUUCAUUGACUCACAGAAAACAGAAAAAAAAGAAAAGAAAAGAAAAGCUCACAUGAAAUGACGAGAAGAGGUGAGGGGGAAAGAAGCAGGUGGGAGGGAUCUGAAAAAAAUGGUGGACCAGAUGCUGAGGGACAGGUUGGGUGACUACACAGAUGCAUGGCAAAGAGCCAGGGUUUUUGGUGGGAAAGAUAAAACAUUCUAAAUAUGACCAUAUUGCAAGGGAAGCCGGCUUGGAAACGUUUCAGUGGGGGAAAAAUGUAGUAAAAGUGUUUUCAGAAAUGUCGAGGUAAAAGGUGGUUGGAAAUGUUUACAGGGAAAAAAGUGUGAAACUCCACUGAGGAAACAUUGCCUUGGAGAGUGGUGGAGUCUCCUUUUUUGGAGGUUUUUAAGCGGAGGCUGGAUGGCUAUCUGUCAAGGGUGCAUUGAUUGUGCGUUCCUGCAUGUACCUGAUGACCCUUGUGGUCUCUUCCAACGCGAUGAUUCUAUUAUUUCAUUUGUAAGUUAAAAACUAUGUAAACAGGGUUUGUGGAAAAGGACCUAGAUGGCCUCCAGUUCCAUUCCAACUUUGCGAAACUGCUUGCGGCUGUGGCUGAUAAAAUACCUGAGAAUUCAUACCAUGACUCCCUUUCCUGAAAUGGGAAGGAUCCCAAUUUUCUGCCUACGCCUCCUUUGGCAAACUGUAUUUUUCUGGGGGGGGGGGGGGGCAGAAAGGAAGGUAUUUGGAUACCAUCACCCAGGGCUUCGGUUCAAGAUUAUCACUACUGUCCCAGCCACGCCUAGGUGCAAAGUGUGGUGUAAUUGCGGACAUAUCAGUCCCGAAGAACGUGGAGAAUUCCAGAAGACUAAAGAUGAAUUUCCGUUAACUGGCUUUUUUCUCUUUCUCUGUGUAAAGAUAUGAUUGAAGCUUUUGUCAUUAAAAGAACUUUCAAAGUGAA
Molecule: messenger RNA, 3839 nt
Organism: Sphaerodactylus townsendi
Lineage: Eukaryota; Metazoa; Chordata; Lepidosauria; Squamata; Sphaerodactylidae
Gene: TNFRSF14
Product: TNF receptor superfamily member 14
Exons: 8
Coding region: 395-1285 (296 amino acids)
Biological process (GO): defense response to Gram-negative bacterium; apoptotic process; negative regulation of alpha-beta T cell proliferation
Cellular component (GO): external side of plasma membrane; membrane
Molecular function (GO): transmembrane signaling receptor activity; protein binding
Source: RefSeq, a predicted model, not a curated record